GAACUCUGUUCUGUGCUCAGACCCAUAAAAAGAAAAAUAUAAACACAAAAGGUGCUAUAAUUUAUAGACAUAUAAGUAAUCUGUCAAUUUUAGUAUCUAAAACAUAAAAAAAUAAGGUACUAAAAUAUUCAAUUGGUAAUCGAGUAUGAGAAAAAGCAAUUGUCAUAACCUGAUAAUGAAUUAUCUACUGUCAAUAUCGAAGUUAAAAAGUAAUAUGUUCGUUUACAAGUAUGUCUAGUUUACAUUUGAAGGAAUUGUUUCCUUCAAAAUUUAGUUUUAUUAUAUUUGUGGGCUACAUAUUUUUAUUUGUAAACCAAGGUAUUCUCGUUACUGCUUCACAACAGUCAGAUAAUAAUUAUAAUUACAAUAUAGUUACGGUGGUACUACUAACCGAGGUUUUAAAGUUAAUGGUUUCAUCACUCUUAUACUGUAGGGAAAAUUCCGCCACAAAUCUAGUUACAGAAAUUGUAACAAAUAAAAACGUUCUGAUACUUUAUUUUAUUCCUGCAUUUUUAUACUGUUUGUAUAAUAAUUUGGCAUUUUGGAAUUUAUCGUCCUUCGACCCAACAACGUAUUACUUGUUGCUACAGUUGAGAGUUGUAAUUACAGGUAUUCUUUUUCAGGUGAUUUUUAAGAAGAUUUUAAGCCGAACUCAAUGGAUUUCCCUUUUAAUUUUGACGUUAGGAUGUAUGAUGAAACAAAUUAAUUUUCCUAUCAAUUCGAUACCAAUCAGUGACAGUGUUAAAAAAGCGACUUCGGUUUCUUUAGGAUUAGAUGCUAUUUUCAUAUUCACUCAAAUAAUAUGUUCUUGUCUUGCUGGGGUCUACAACGAAUAUCUUUUAAAAAAUCGUGGUGCCUCUGUAAAUAUUUUUGUACAGAAUGUAUUUAUGUACUUGGAUUCUAUAGUGUGUAACGUACUAAUACUUAUUUUGAAUGGAACUGUAAUUCAAGCAUUUACUUAUGAAAAUAUCGCCAAAGUUUUCACCUAUAAAGUGUUACUAGUGAUGAUAAAUAAUGCCGCUAUCGGAAUAAUAACUAGUUUUUUUUUAAAAACGUUAAACUCUAUAUUGAAGACAUUCGCAAGCGCUUUGGAAUUAAUUUUUACUGCUUUGUUAAGUUAUUUGUUAUUUGAUAUACCGAUAUAUGUUAACACAGUAUUAAGUAUUGGGACUGUUUUAUUAGCUACAUUUUUGUAUUCACAAAACCCUGUACAUAAUCCCCCUAAACCAACCUCUGUUGAUAAAGAGAAAUUAUUACAAAUAGAAGAAGUGUGAUACCAGUUAGUUUAUAUUUGUUAUCGAUAAAAUAAACCAAGUUCAAUCCUAAACAAUUUUAAUUUUACCACCUUGAAAAGCUGACAACUUUGCUAAUAAAGAAAUGUAGUUUUAUGAGAUGAUACUGGAAAGAAGUACGUCUUUUUAGCUGGGCAUUUUAUUCAUAACUAUCUGACUUGUUAAACUUGUUAAGGCUGCCUGCACAUCUGCUACUUUUGGCAAUUCUUAGUUCGAUUCCCUUUUCUUCUUGGCAUUUAUUCAUACUAUGAAAUCAAACUAAAUAUUUAUUCUUUAUUGUUCAAUUUUCCAUCUUCUACUGCAUUCUUUCAACUCGCAAACACUAAUUUGGCUGUAAAGCCACAUGUACGAUUUUUUAAGAAUUGUGCUCUCAUAGAUCGGCGCGUACAAUGUUCUAGAUUAUAUUAGAUAUGUAAAAUUAAUUACAAGAAACUCUAAAAUAUGAAAAUAUUCUUACCUUGUUUAAAAUAUAAAUUAUUAUGGAACUA
This is a messenger RNA of Diorhabda sublineata, 1780 nucleotides long. It is a transcript of the gene senju, whose product is annotated as UDP-galactose transporter senju. Gene Ontology annotation, molecular function: UDP-galactose transmembrane transporter activity. The record is from RefSeq and is a predicted model, not a curated record. Gene Ontology annotation, biological process: pyrimidine nucleotide-sugar transmembrane transport. The transcript has 4 exons. Gene Ontology annotation, cellular component: Golgi membrane. Lineage: Eukaryota; Metazoa; Arthropoda; Insecta; Coleoptera; Chrysomelidae. Bases 231 to 1274 code for a protein of 347 amino acids.